UUCUUGCGUCCACGGGGAUGCUAUCCGCGGCUGCUUGCCCCCUGCGGGGCUCCUGUCUGAGGUUCCGGGCAGUGGCCGUACUCCAGACCAGGCUGCCAUUUUCAGGUGUUUUAGCUCAAAGGCUAAUGAGAAGCAGCUGUCAUCGAAGAAGUGAGACCUUGGCUGGAGCCACUCUGGACAAUGCCCCCAAGCAGUACCCUCCAAAGAUCCAGCAGUUAGUACAGGACAUUGCUGGCCUUACACUACUGGAAAUCUCUGAUCUCAACGAAUUACUGAAGAAAACACUGAAGAUCCAGGAUGUUGGGUUGGUGCCCAUGGGUGGUAUGGUGCCAAGUGCUGCAAAGGUAGCCCCUGAGGCACCAGAAGAGGAAGAGAUACCCAAGCAGAAGGAACGAACACAUUUCACUGUUCGGCUGACAGAAGCUAAGCCUGUGGAUAAAGUGAAACUAAUCAAGGAAGUAAAGAAUUACAUCCAGGGCAUAAAUCUUGUCCAGGCAAAGAAGCUGGUAGAGUCCCUGCCUCAGGAAAUCAAAGCCAAUGUUGCCAAAUCAGAAGCAGAGAAGAUUAAAGUGGCUUUGGAAGCAGCCGGAGGCACUGUGAUUUUGGAAUAGGAGUUUGGGGUUCUAAAGGACUUGUGCAAAGUGGGGCUUACUCCAGUCCAGUCUGACCAUUCAGGCCCCAUGUGGAAUGCUGCCUGUGGACCUGAACAGAUGUGCUUAAAACGGUGUGGGUAGAUGAGUGAGAACAUUCUCAGCUUUUCAGGAGACUCUAUUCUGGGAGGGAAGGGAAGGCCCAUCUGUCCCAGGCCCUUUUUUAAAAGGCUGCUGUGAAAAAGGACUCUGUGAAACAUGAGUGGGGAGCAAAUUUGUUCAAACAGUAGUCUAAAAGGAAAAUAUAUCAUUGCCCAGGC
Molecule: messenger RNA, 910 nt
Organism: Gracilinanus agilis (Agile Gracile Mouse Opossum)
Lineage: Eukaryota; Metazoa; Chordata; Mammalia; Didelphimorphia; Didelphidae
Gene: MRPL12
Product: mitochondrial ribosomal protein L12
Exons: 5
Coding region: 18-611 (197 amino acids)
Biological process (GO): translation; mitochondrial transcription
Cellular component (GO): mitochondrial large ribosomal subunit; ribosome
Molecular function (GO): structural constituent of ribosome
Source: RefSeq, a predicted model, not a curated record